Molecule: messenger RNA, 1512 nt
Organism: Endocarpon pusillum Z07020
Lineage: Eukaryota; Fungi; Ascomycota; Eurotiomycetes; Verrucariales; Verrucariaceae
Exons: 4
Coding region: 1-1512 (503 amino acids)
Molecular function (GO): heme binding; monooxygenase activity; iron ion binding
Source: RefSeq, a predicted model, not a curated record
AUGGCUUUACCAAUAUCUCUUUUUGCGUGGACUUUAGUUCUUACCUGGCUUGGGCUGAAGCUCUAUACACUCAUUUUCAACAUCUACUUCCACCCGCUACGGAAGUAUCCUGGUCCCUUGCGCGCCGCGGCAACAACGUGGUGGAGAACAUACAUCGAGGCAUUCAAGAAGGAGAAUUGGACUGAUGUGCUGAUAAGAUUGCAUGAGGAAUAUGGAGAUGUGGUUCGCGUUGAGCCCAACGAGGUUCUUCAUUUCUCAAAACCAUCCGCAUACCAUGACAUAUACAAUUCAACGGCGCGUUGGAAUAAAGACAGUUUCCUGUAUGAAUGCUUCGGAGUUGAGAAGUCGUCUUUUGGGUUCCUCACGUACAAUGAAGCCAAGCUGCGGCGAGAUGUGCUUCAACCGUUGUUCUCUCGCCGUGCGAUUCUUGGCAUGCAGAGCCUUGUUAGACAAAAUAUUGACCACCUUGCCGGAGCGCUUGCAAAGAACAAUGAAGACGGCGUGCCCUCGGAUCUUUUCAGCGCCUUUCACGCUUUCACUCUUGAUACAAUCACCACUUUUUGCUUCGCACGCUCAACCAACGCCAUGGACGCCCCUGGCUUCAUGGCUUCAAUCAUAGAGUCAGUGCAAGCCGCAACUUCGUCAAACAUGCUCUUCAAGCAUUUCCCACUUCUUCGAAAGACCAUUUUCUCUCUCCCGCCAUGGCUGGCAUGCAGAGUAUCGCCUGCAACAGCAGGGGUGCCGAAGUUCCGACUUGCACUCGAAAGACAGAUUAAGCAGUUUAUGGCGAAUCCAGAAAGCCUGAAGAACCAACCACAUCCCAUCAUCUACCACCGCCUGCUCGAUCCUGAAGCACAGAAGGAUCAUCCAGUACUCGGUCCGAUAGAUUUGCUGCAUGAGGCACAUACCUUGUUGGGCGCGGGCUCAGAUACCGUCGGUAAUACGCUCAUGACUGGCUUCUUCCAUAUCUUGAGCCAGCCAUCACUCUAUGCGCGGCUGCAGGAGGAGGUUCUCACAGUUUGGCCGCAUCUCCACGAUCCGCCGAAACUCGAGACGCUCGAGGCUCUACCACUCUUGACAGCAGCUACCAAGGAGGCUCUCCGAAUGACUCCGGCCGUACCCUCGCCAUGUACACGUGUAGUACCAGCCACUGGCGCAACGAUAUCUGGUAUGGAGAUCCCCCCCGGGACGGUCGUUGGCAUGUCGAGCAUAUUGGUACACAAUUCCAGCGAGAUAUUCAAGAGUCCGGAAGUCUAUGAUCCUGAUAGAUGGCUAGCUGGUGACUCCCAUAUGUUAGAUCAGGGGUUUGUGCCAUUCAGCAAAGGACCGAGAAGCUGCCUCGGUAUCAAUCUAGCCUGGUGCGAGUUGUACAUCGCGUUCGCGACCAUGUUGCGACGGUUCGAGAUGCGAAUCGACGGCACUGUCGUAGAGGACCUAGUCUGGAGAGAUUGUUUCGUACCACAUUACUACGGCAAGCAUCUGCAAGCUUGGUGCCAACCGGUCACAACUUGA